This is a messenger RNA of Limanda limanda (common dab), 1140 nucleotides long. It is a transcript of the gene gdpgp1, whose product is annotated as GDP-D-glucose phosphorylase 1. Gene Ontology annotation, biological process: glucose metabolic process. The record is from RefSeq and is a predicted model, not a curated record. Gene Ontology annotation, cellular component: cytoplasm. NCBI's taxonomy places the organism in Eukaryota, Metazoa, Chordata, Actinopteri, Pleuronectiformes, Pleuronectidae. Gene Ontology annotation, molecular function: GDP-D-glucose phosphorylase activity. The coding region runs from base 46 to 1140 and encodes 364 amino acids. The transcript has 2 exons.
AAGCUUUUUAAAACAACGUGUUCAACUCGCGUCUGUUUCAAGACGAUGACAAAACCACAAGAUCCAACCAUGCCACACCAGUUUGUUUAUACCGACCAGGACUUUGUCACAGAUGUGCACCGAAGCAGUGAAAAGAGUCCAUCACCGACAGCCCAGUUUGACGCUGUCGUCCAAGCCGGCUGGAGCGACAGGAUGGCGAGGGGACUUUUCCGCUACAAUCUGGGUGAUUUACAAACUCGCAUCAUGCCCGGCUCACACAGCUACGUGGCACAGUUGAAUAUUCAAAGAGGAACAGAGAAAAGAAAGCCUCAGGAGAUACUGAGCAUUAAACAGGAGUUCAGCGCCAAACAGUUUAACUUUAACAAAAUCAAUCCAGAGGAAAUUAUAUUUGAGAUGAUAAAGGACACAAAGGAAGGCUCAGCUUCGCAUCCGCAGAGCAGGAUGGUCGUGCUGGUCAACGUCAGUCCACUGGAGUUUGGACAUUGUCUCUUUGUUCCAGACCCGCUGUGCUGUUUACCGCAGGUUCUGACGAGAUUCACCAUCCAGGCCGGCAUCGAAUCUGUGCUCCUGAGCUCCGACACUGGCUUUCGCGUGGGUUUCAACAGUCUAGGAGGAUUUGCUUCAGUCAACCAUUUACACCUACAUGGCUAUUACAUGGACCAUGAGCUGAAGAUAGAAUCCAUGCUCCUCAAGCCGUUGGUUCCCGACAAAGGUUUUUAUCGCUUGUUGGACUUUCCCGCAGGUUUUGUGUUUUACGCUGAAUCACAGGAGGUGGAGAAAGUUGCCCGAGCAAUUUGUGAAGUGACAGACUUUCUUGUCGAUGGAAAUAUUGCCCACAACUUGUUUUUGACCAGAGGAUGUCCUCCCUGUUAUCUGAUACAGGACAAAACAAAUGUCUGUUUGAGAAAAGGUGUUCGUAUCGUUGUGUGGCCACGGAUGUCCUGCUUCGGUGCCAAAGAGAGUUCUGUCUUUAAUGUUGCUCUGUGUGAGCUGGCUGGACAUUUACCGUUCAAGAACAAGAAGGACUAUGAGCUCAGCACUGAGAAAGAUGUGAUGGACAUCAUUGAGCAGUAUCUCCUGCCCGACAGGGAGUUUCACAGCUUGGAACAGCAGCUUCUUCGUCUUUUAACAGAUUCUUAA